GAGGGGGGAGGGCCGGAAAGAGCGCAGCUGCUGGAAUUUCGUGGACCGCGACGCCCGGGAGGAGCCUUGAGCCACGCGACGGGAUUGCGGCGUGGAGAACGGCUUUCCAGGCUCUUCCCUUCCGGGGAGCCUAACGGGCGUGGGGAGCAGCGCGAGGAGGCUGCGGCGGGUUGCUCGUAAUGGAAGGGAAAUUGGGGGAAAACCCCCACCAGGCUCCAACAGAAGACUGGACAGAGGACCUGAACGACAGAAAAAACAAACAAGUACGCACGAGAAAAACGUUCACCUCAGUAGUGGACACAGUCAAGAGAAAGGAGCACUGCAAAGUCGUGACUGUGUCUUGAUUUACAAAUCGGAGACAGAGGGAGAUGAAAAUCACAGUUCAGACAGUAGCCUAAUCGGACUCACCAGCAAGAUGUUAAAAGUGAAGAGGCUGGAAGAAAUCAACACGUGCUAUAACAGCAACCAGCUGGAGAAAAUGACCCUUUUUCAGUGCAUGGAAAAGGUUGAAAAAGUGAAAUGUUUUUUGGAAGAAAAUUCUAGUGAACAGAAUUCAAGAAUUGGAAAGAACGAGGCAAAGGAGAAGGUGUGGUCAAACCCUGGCCUAAAGGAGAGAACACCUGUCAAAGGCGGAAGGACGUCAGCCCUCACAGAGGAUGUCCCGGCUCCUCCUGCCCCAUUUGAUCAUCGUAUUGUGACAGCCAAACAAGCAGCGGUCAACAGUUUUUAUACUGUGAGCAAAACAGAAAUUUUAGGAGGGGGGCGUUUUGGCCAGGUGCACAAGUGUGAAGAGAAAGGAACAGGCCUGAAGUUGGCAGCCAAGAUUAUUAAGACCAGAGGCACGAAGGACAAGGAGGAUGUGAAGAAUGAGAUUAGCGUCAUGAACCAGCUGGACCACGUGAACCUCAUCCAGCUCUAUGAUGCCUUUGAGUCGAAGAAUGACAUCAUCCUGGUCAUGGAGUAUGUGGAUGGUGGGGAGCUGUUCGACCGCAUCAUUGACGAAAACUGCAGUUUGACCGAGUUUGACACCAUCCUGUUCAUCAAGCAGAUAUGUGAGGGGAUAAGGCACAUGCAUCAGAUGUACAUUCUGCAUUUGGACCUCAAGCCUGAGAAUAUCCUGUGUGUGAAUCGGGACACUAAACAAAUAAAAAUUAUUGAUUUCGGAUUGGCCAGAAGAUACAAACCCAGAGAGAAGCUGAAGGUGAACUUUGGAACCCCAGAAUUUCUUGCCCCUGAAGUUGUGAACUAUGAUUUUGUUUCCUUUCCUACUGACAUGUGGAGUGUGGGGGUCAUCGCCUAUAUGCUACUUAGCGGUUUGUCCCCUUUCCUGGGUGAUAAUGACGCGGAGACGCUGAACAACAUCCUAGCCUGCAGGUGGGACUUAGAGGAAGAAGAAUUUCAGGACAUCUCGGAGGAGGCCAGGGAGUUCAUUUCGAAGCUUCUGAUUAAGGAGAAGAGUUGGCGGAUAAGUGCGAGUGAAGCUCUCAAACACCCCUGGCUGUCAGACCACAGGCUCCACGCCAGGCUCGGGGCACAGAAGAAGAAUUGCGGCUCUAAUGCUCGGGACCUGGGGACCAAAUAGUCUACAGAAGACACCCAUUUGAAAGGAAAACUGCUGCGGUUGCUGCUGCUUUGAGAAGAUUUUUGAGAAAAUCAGCAGUUCUGAUGCCCUGACCCCUAGGAUGACUGUGGCAGGGGUAGCCCUCAGACUUGAACUUAGAGCGCUUCUGCCAUGCUCAGGGGACCCAAGUGUCGGGGUCCCCGAGGGCACAGACACAUCCCCACACCCCAUGGCAACACACGUGGGGAAGAUGUUUUUCUGCCACCUUGAGUUUCUUAUUUUUAUUUUUUGAUCUUAGUCACGGAGGCAAGGGGUGCAUUAUGUCUGCCAUUUCUCAGAUUACUAAAGCAAUCAUACUUGAGAUUUAUUUGAGAUUUUAAAACCUGGAGGAUGCAUUUAGAGGGAGAAAACUGCUUCCAGUCAUUAAGCUAUGCCUUUCAAAUGGGUGAUCAUAUCGCCAGAACGAAUUCUAAGUCUGGUGCAACCUUGAACACUUAGUUUCUAAGACUUUAUAAUUUUAAUGUGAUCGGAAAUGAGGUGAAUUCAAUGGAUAAAUAAUUCGCUUGCUGGAACAUAAGCUUUCUUUGAAUUCUGAGGCAAGAGGCACCAGACAUUGUAUCUUCCGUUUACUCUGAACUGUCUCCCAAGCGCAUCAGUUGUUCCCGGUAGUUGACUCUUUCUUCACGUUAGUGACAUGCCUUUUCACAGUGCACUGCCUGCUCUCUUCUGAUUGACAGUUCAUCCCCAUGAAACUCACGGUUCUGAGAGGCAGUGCCAAAGGUAUCUGUUUAUGGUUAGUCUUUAAAAUUGCAACUUUUGGGAAAACGUCAACAGUCACCAGAGCUUUGCUCAAGCCCCAGUUGUCAAUGAGAAGGGAUGGAUCUUUGCCUCCUUGGGAAGGACAGUACUUAGCUUCCAGUUUGGAAAUGACUUGGUAGAAUAAGCACUCAAGUUUCUGGGUAAACGCAAACAUUUUCAAAGAUCAACAGUCUCACCUGUGCAGAGUCUCAGGUGACUUGGGGGUCAUGAAGAAGUGGCAGUCAGAAACCAAAGGUGAGGGGAGCUCUCUGCUCAGCUCACUUCUUGGACAUGACGUUGACCAGUGGAGGCUUCUUUUUCCUGAGCUCGGGUGCCGUUUUAUGACAGGUAUUUGGCGAGCUCUUCUACUGUGGAUGGUGUGUGGGACAUUGGAAGGCACUGGGCUUUAAAGAGCAAAGCAUGUGUGUCAUUUCCUUAUGAAGAAGAGACCCUGCAAAGCCCCUCUCAUUCUCUGACACACUCCACACCUCGUGCCCCACUCAGUUUCGGAAGUGUUCCUCACAUUUUCCAUUUCCAAAUAACUGCUCGUUGAGAUCAGCUAGAAUACUGCCUUCAUUUUUAGCCAUAAGUCAUUCUAGGCUACUGUUGUCACGACAGCAGUGAAAGGUAAUAAGAAUAACUUGGUGGCCACAUCGGAAAGGGCAGAUUUAAUUUGCAUUGGCUUUUUUCCAUUAUCUCUCAUAUCCACCUAAUGAAUCCUUACAGCGUGGCCAAGAAUAAUCCUUGUAGCAUGGCCAAGAAUACAUGUGCAGCAUUCUUAUUCUCUUGUUUGAGGUACAGGGGAAGUAGAGAUAGAAGAAAUUGUGUAAUUUACUGAAGGCUUCAUGCCAGUUUCGUGGUCAUGCUGUCUAUAAAACUGGCUCUUUUCUAGCCUUUCUCUUACAUUAUGAUGCAUUUCUUUUUUCUUUUGGCCUAUGCAUUUAUCCAAGGUUGGUUUCUUAUGUUCCUGUUAUGUGACUGUACUUAAAAUGUUUAAUUUAGUUCCCUUAAACUCACUCUCUCUCUCUCUCUCUCACACACACACACACACACACACACA
Molecule: messenger RNA, 3419 nt
Organism: Galeopterus variegatus (Sunda flying lemur)
Lineage: Eukaryota; Metazoa; Chordata; Mammalia; Dermoptera; Cynocephalidae
Gene: MYLK4
Product: myosin light chain kinase family, member 4
Exons: 13
Coding region: 416-1582 (388 amino acids)
Biological process (GO): intracellular signal transduction; positive regulation of apoptotic process; protein phosphorylation
Cellular component (GO): nucleus; cytoplasm
Molecular function (GO): ATP binding; protein serine/threonine kinase activity
Source: RefSeq, a predicted model, not a curated record